CACUGCAAGCCGAUGCCUUGGCUGUGGAGUCCUGCUUCCCUCUCGCACCGAUCCCGGGCCUGACCUGCGCAUCCUGCGCCUUCGUUGCGCAAGGAGCUGAAGGCUGGUCCCCUGCCCGCGAGGCCGCCGGGCCGGACGCGCGGGUCCCGCCCUGGGUCCCGCCCUGGCUUCGAACCGAGCAUCAGAAUGCAGAGCCAGAGCCCCGGAGCCUCUCCCUGGGCGGCCAUGUGGGCUUUGACAGCCUCCCUGAUCAGCUGGUCAGCAAGUCAGUCAGUCAGGGCUUCAGCUUCAACAUCCUCUGUGUGGGGGAGACCGGCAUCGGCAAGUCCACGCUGAUGAACACACUCUUCAACACGACCUUCGAGACUGAGGAAGCCAGUCACCACGAGGAAUGUGUGCGCCUGCGGCCCCAGACCUACGACCUCCAAGAGAGCAACGUGCAGCUCAAGCUGACCAUCGUGGAUGCCGUGGGCUUCGGGGAUCAGAUCAAUAAAGAUGAGAGUUACAGGCCCAUCGUCGACUACAUUGAUGCGCAGUUUGAAAAUUAUCUGCAAGAGGAGCUGAAGAUCCGACGCUCGCUCUUUGACUACCACGACACGAGGAUCCACGUAUGCCUCUACUUCAUCACGCCCACCGGCCACUCUCUCAAGUCCCUGGAUCUGGUGACCAUGAAGAAACUAGACAGCAAGGUUAACAUUAUUCCCAUCAUUGCCAAGGCUGACACCAUCUCCAAGAGUGAGCUCCACAAGUUCAAGAUCAAGAUCAUGGGCGAGUUGGUCAGCAAUGGGGUCCAGAUCUACCAGUUUCCCACUGAUGACGAGGCUGUUGCAGAGAUUAAUGCAGUCAUGAAUGCGCACCUGCCCUUUGCCGUGGUGGGCAGCACGGAGGAGGUGAAGGUGGGGAACAAGCUGGUCCGAGCGCGGCAAUACCCGUGGGGAGUGGUGCAGGUGGAGAACGAGAACCACUGCGACUUCGUGAAGCUGCGGGAGAUGCUGAUCCGGGUGAACAUGGAGGACCUCCGCGAGCAGACCCACAGUCGGCACUACGAGCUCUACCGGCGCUGCAAGCUGGAGGAGAUGGGCUUCCGGGACAGCGAUGGGGACAGCCAGCCCUUCAGCCUGCAGGAAACGUACGAGGCCAAAAGGAAGGAGUUCCUGAGCGAGCUGCAGAGGAAGGAGGAGGAGAUGAGGCAGAUGUUCGUCAACAAGGUGAAGGAGACAGAGCUGGAGCUGAAGGAGAAGGAGCGGGAGCUCCACGAGAAGUUUGAACACCUCAAGCGGGUCCACCAGGAGGAGAAGCGCAAGGUGGAGGAGAAGCGCCGGGAGCUGGAGGAGGAGUCCAGCGCCUUCAACCGCAGGAAGGCCGCCGUGGAGGCCCUGCAGUCCCAGGCCCUGCACACCACCUUGCAGCAGCCGCUGAGGAAGGACAAGGACAAGAAGAAAUCUUGACCCUCAGCAUGGGACUCCACAAACUGAAGCGAAUUCUCCACUUUACUCGUGACCAAUGCCAAACUGACUGCCCUUUCCCAGUGUCCACCUUGCUGUCUUUUGCUUCUAUUUCAUUUGGUCGUCUGCGUAUCUUUUAAUGUGUGUGUUUUUGUUCUGUUUGUUUUAUUUUUAUUUUUCAGUUAACGCACGCACAGACUUACAUGUCAAGAGCGGACUUUAGAAUUUCAUGUGUUAAGUUGCUUGAGUUACACCUUGUGACCCUUCUCCCAUAACAUGGUGUGAGGACGGACUGGGAGCCGGUACAGACUCCAGUGUUUACAGCCUUGCUCUGUCCCCGCCCCCGCCCUCAGGCCGCCCUGGGCCUGGCGGGCCACCCGUCUCUAUGCAAACACAACAAAGCCAUGAAUGCUGGAAUCCAAAACUGACGAGGUUUAUUUUUUUCAGAGCCAGUGGCUGGUCUUCCAUUUACAGUGUCACUAUUCCUUGACGGAGCAGUUAUGUGCCGCUCUAGCGAAGGCCCCGCCCUCGAUGCUCGGCCUAAUUGUUCAGCGACCAGAUGGCAACUCAUGCCCUGCCUUAGGUGUGGCCGUGUGUGGCACGGUAGACAUGCUGCAAAACUUGCCCGAUUCCCCUUCGUUUUAAUUUUUCUAACCCAGAGCUUAAUUUCAAUAAUAACUUUUAAAACACUUCUAAAUUUUUAUUUUGCCACAAGCGUAAACUAAAUUUUUAUUUUGUCAUGAGCGUAAAGAUGAAUAAUAUCCUCUCCCGUUAUUUUCAUAAGUAACACAGAUUCCCUGAUUUUUAAAAACUAAAAGUAUCUCUAAGCCUUUUUUAUGUAAAAAUAUCCCUAUAAUACAUAGGGAGAGGUGGGUAAUAAACAUCCUGUAAUGACAGUGUUUGGAAUUUCUUUACGGACGAAAGUGGAACAUGAAUACGACCACGUCCAGUGUUUUCACUGUGAAUGUAAAUGGAACAGCAGCCCCAAGCCCUUGUCUGUAUGCCCCUGAGGUGCUACCUAUAAACAGGGACCAACUCCAUGUGUGUGUUAAGUGUUUGACUCCAACUAAGACCCUCAAACCAGUCCUGCGGACUCCAAAUGCACAGAGUGCUCAGCCAGGAAGAGGUUUUUAUGUCAAGGUCCUUGUUUCCUUUUUUCCUGGCUGAGUCACAGGGCAAAAGAUGAAGGUGUCUGGUGGCUGUGGACAAUUUAAGAAAAAGUUCCCAGCAAGGAGCUUUCCCCCUUCAGAUGCAUUCUUAAGGGGGCUGUUUUAAGAAAGUACUAGCAUCAUUGAUUCUUCUGUGUUCCUGUUGGUUGGCAAGCCACCGAGAGGAGCAGGGUUGAAAAUACGACCUGAUAAAAUGGGAGACAAGAAAUGAAUAGAUGAAGGGAAGGAUUUCAUUCAUUGUUGAUGAAGCACUGUGCUGGGCACAGGCUCCCUGAGUAACUCGCAGCCCACCCCUCGAGGGCCUCACAUUCUCUGCGCUCCCUGGCUGGAAGCUGCACUGCUCGACCUGAGGUUGACAGUUUGUUUUUCAUGUCAUCCUCCUGCCCUUCCAUUGCCUGCUUUGUAGAUUUGCAGGACCAGGUCCUGGCUUCCUCCUGCCCUCUGAGAUGGUGCUCCAUUCAGAGUGGGGUGGAGAGGUGAGCCUCGUGUGUCCACUGAGGCAUGGCCAGGGAAAGACAGCCUUUGCAGUGAGGGGCUCCUCUUGCCAGGAGCAAAGCAGAUUUUAUUGAUGCUCAAAGUGAAAAUUCUCCCAGUGUUCUGCCAUGACUGCGGGUGGACCCAUAUUUUGAAGGGGUAGAAACUUGAACUAUUGGAGAAGCCGCUUUCAAAAAAAAGAAUGUGACUACACAAUUAGGUACGGGGCCCUGGGAGGGGCCUUGAGGACUCAGCUUCAUUAGCCUCCCAGUGCAUCCACCUCUGGUUGGGACUGAUAACUGUGUGGGUAUCCAAACAGAUAAAUCAGCAUAUCUAAGGCAGAUGUGGCUUGUCUUUAGGGUAGUUAUAUGUCUGAAAGUUUAUAAACUUGGGCAGAAGCAUGACCUGAAGACAGCAUCUGUUGGCUAAUAUAUUUCUGAGGAUGAGGCUCGAUGACCCAGUAGGUUCACUGGUUGUAUAAGAAAUGAGGUCUCCUGGUUCAUGAGCCAAUUUGGGGAGUCAGGUGGGCAGAUUCUGCCAUCUACCCACCAUAGUCUGCGGGCCAUUCCCAGGGCGUGCAGGAAGGCCAGAAUUAUGGCUGGUUACCUGCCUGCAGGGGACCUGUCAUUGUCUUUUCUGAGGUCUGAGCUGCCUCCACAGGUUUCAUUAGCUUUAGCGAACCUCACUGUGCACUUCUUUCCCUGUGCUGUUUGUGUCUGGAAUUUUGUCGUCUUUAGCUGAGACCAAAUUAAUCCUUGGUGCACAGGGUGAGCUUAAAACUUUGCCCUUAUUUAACAAGCAACCCCUGGUGGAAUGUGGCCCCCGCCUGCACAGUCUGACUUACCCCUCUCUUUCGUUCUCAGUAUCAUUGGUGGGCAUUAUUUGGGCUGUCAGUGGGACCAUGCUGGCAUUUGCUAUCAUGUCUUUCAUGAAUCAAGUUGGUUUGGGGUAGAAUCACUGAUAAUUUCUUGUCCAAACUGAGGCGUUUGAGAGUGAAAGGAGAUGCUGUUAAUUGUUCCAGCUCAACAGGCAUAAAGCCAGAACUGUCUCAGGCAAACCGGAAGGUAGGGGCACCCCAGUCACGGGGCACUGGAGCCUAGGUGGUUUGUAAUGGUGCGGACCGACUGCAUGCAUGCUUUUGUGUCUGUGUGGGGGUUCCCUGUGAUCUGGGGCUCGUGUUACUGGGUAAGGCCUGAGGGAGUGCGGCUUGCUAGUCUGUUACGUCAACAUGCUUUUCUAAAACGGCUUCCCUUGUUAAUUCAUUUACCCCUGCAUUCAUUGACUGUUUUUGUUCCUUUCCAAUCACUUUGUACUUGUUUUUUUUUUCUCCCCAUUAAAUUUUGCAUUUAUUUUGA
Messenger RNA from Miniopterus natalensis, 4443 nucleotides. It is a transcript of the gene SEPTIN8, whose product is annotated as septin 8. Lineage: Eukaryota; Metazoa; Chordata; Mammalia; Chiroptera; Miniopteridae. The record is from RefSeq and is a predicted model, not a curated record. Gene Ontology annotation, molecular function: GTP binding.